Poecilia reticulata (guppy) is the source of this 1892-nucleotide messenger RNA. RefSeq names its product lens epithelial protein (gene lenep). NCBI's taxonomy places the organism in Eukaryota, Metazoa, Chordata, Actinopteri, Cyprinodontiformes, Poeciliidae. Gene Ontology annotation, biological process: multicellular organism development. The record is from RefSeq and is a predicted model, not a curated record.
AGUGUGAACCGUGUUUAACUGUAUUAACCAGAACUAUCUACCAAAGCCUUGUCUAACUCUUUUGGUCUCGUCUUGGUAAUCUGAGAGACACAAAAGCUCAGAUUUUUGUCUUUCAGGAUUAAUCGAAGCAGAAUCAGUCCAAUCAAAAAUGUUGUUUAUUCCCUAGUUAAUUGUGCAAGCGAAAUAAUGAAGCACAGAUGCUGCACUAAUUCUACUCUCCUAUUACCAAGAAAGUAAAGUGUUAUGAUGAGGGGAUUCACUAGUAAAAUUACUGAUUGAGAUUUGGUAUGAAGUAUGAACUUAAUGUACCAGAACAACCACAAAGAACAGCCACAAAUUAAAAAGGAAAAAGUGCCUUACUUUAGUCAUAUGAGGCACUUGUGGAAGUAGCUUGCAUUUCUGCCCAAGUUAUUUGCCCACUUUCAUCUCUGCUGCUGCUGCUCUAGUUUGUUUUUCUGCUACGACGGCUCAAGGUGGACCUUUGGAUAUCUGGACUUUCUUAAUCUGGAUUUGUUCUGGAAAUGAUACGUCUCACAUACUGGAACAAGACAAAAUUAGAUAAAUGUAGCAUUUUGACAGUAACAUUUUACCAAAAAAGUCCAGAUCUCUGACUCUGUCAGGCAAAACCUUCUUGAUGAGGUCCAAGGUUUGGUCAGUUUCCAAGCUCAGCUCUCAGCAACGUGUGCUCCUGGGACAGGAGCCAUCACCAAGAGCUAAUCACCCAAUCAGAGACGGACUUGGAGUAAGGCAGCAAUUUUCAGUAAAAACAGAUUUCGUAAUUUUUUUACACACUUUUAGACUGAGACAGCAAAUGUAUUAAGAUACUGUAGAGAUACUAUCUCACAAUUCAGACUCGCAUUCAAGGUUUAAAUCAAUCAGCAUUUGAAGUUACAACUAUUAACGGAUUAUUAAGAAAACCUUUUGAGCACAAGGUUAAAUGCUGCUCUUAUUUUGAAGAUAAGGUGAAGCCUUCUGCCGGAAAUAAAGGAUUAUUUUGGGGACACCCGUGGUCCAGUGGGGACAUUUUGAAGAACCGAGAGAAACGUUGUUCUUGUGGGUGAAGGGUCAAAUCUGAGGUGUUUAUGCACUGCAAUACACUGCUAGAAAUGUGUGAAGGUCCAACAUUUACUGUCCUAAACAAAAGAUGCAAUGUGGGUGGGGACCUACUGGAACUCUCCCAUUUGUCAGCAGAAGCUGUGACAGUGGGGUGUCCUAAGCAGUUUUUGUGUGGGGAUUGAACACAGACGAGAGUGAUAAACAAAGCUUUCAAAAAAAUCAGCAGAUGAGAAGAGAAAAUCCUGGAUAUGAAUGGAGGCAGCUGCAAUUUUGGACAGUACAGGCUACCGUAGGGCUGGCCUGACCUGACAGGCAUCCUUCCACAUACGUUCUCACUGGCAGGUCACCUUUGCCUCUGCAUCGAUUCUGCUUCCCAAGCCAUGCACCCUCAGCGUCCUCUUCCCCAGGCCAUGCCUGCGCCCUCUUUGGGGCAGCACCUGCGGGACAUGACCAUGGGUCUCGGACGGGGCAAGAAUUUCCUGGGAGGGAAUUUUUCCUAUGGUUUCAUCCAGUCGGUUAAGGAGUGUCUUUAUUUCCUCCUCUGCUGCUGGUGUAUAAAGGAGAUUCUUGACUGAAGGACCGAAAGAAAACACGAGCUGUAAACAUUCGACGUAUUAAAUGCAAUUUUAAUCUGCAUUUGUUUGGAGCAAAUGAAGAACAUUCUUGGAAAAGCUGUGUGUCCAUAUGAAGUCCAUUUUGAGGUUUGAGGAAUCAUUCUUCAAAGCUACUUGACUGGGGUCAACAUUUUAGAGCAUCACUCUGAAGAUCCUGGAAUUUUUUGGACUGUGCUAACCUGCUUUUCCUUGAUGUGCCAAUAAACUAAAUAUUUCUACCUU